This is a messenger RNA of Cyprinus carpio (common carp), 1742 nucleotides long. RefSeq names its product RP9 pre-mRNA splicing factor (gene rp9). NCBI's taxonomy places the organism in Eukaryota, Metazoa, Chordata, Actinopteri, Cypriniformes, Cyprinidae. The record is from RefSeq and is a predicted model, not a curated record. Gene Ontology annotation, biological process: RNA splicing.
CACUGCGCUCGCGCUUUCAACCGGAAGUGGUCAAACGCUCAUAUGUGCCUUUACAAUCAAUCACCCUAAACAUCGUAACUUUUUGGACAUAAAAUGUGGGUAAAUAUUUAGAAGAAAUUAUCCCCAACGAAUGUAAAAUGUCAGAUCGCAAACGAAGCCGAAAGCACCACGAGGACAGACAUGAAAAAAAGAAACACAAGGAGUCAAAACAAGAUGAAGGCAAAUACCAACACCAAACCAGAAAACUGAUUCAAGAGGUGCAGAAGCUCAAGCAUGUGGAGACCUUCUAUGAAAAUCCUCCGCCUGGGUUCAUUAAGGAAGAGGAUGACAGACCAGAGGACUGUAUCCCUGAUGACCCUGGAAAUGAGGACGCUAGGAGCUUUUUGGCUCACGCUCCCACUAAAGGACUGUGGAUGCCUCUGGGGAAAGAGGUGAAGGUCAUGCAGUGCUGGAGAUGUAAGAGAUACGGCCACAGAACGGGAGAUAAAGAAUGUCCUUUCUUUAUCAAAGGCAACCAGAAACUGGAGCAGUUCAGAGUGGCGCAUGAGGAUCCAAUGUACGAUAUCAUCCGUGAAAACAAACGCAAUGAAAAAGAGACUAGGAUCCAGCAGUUGAAACAGAUGCUUGAAGACACCACCUCCGACUCUGACUCCGCCUCGUCUUCCUCUGCCUCCUCCGAUCACACCCGGAAGAAGAAGAAAAAGAAAAAAGAGAAGAGGAAGAAAGAAAAGAAGAAACACGUGAAGAAAAAGAAGAAGCACAAGGCCAAGGCUAGCGAUGACUCAGACUCCGAUUGAAUCAAGGCCAGUGGUCUGGGCGUCUCAGUGCUCAUCACAGAAGCUCAUAAUGUCUGCAGUGGAUGCGUCAGCCCUAUCAAAUAUACACAGGAGACUUCCCAUCAGUUCCCCAGGCCAUCUUCAGAUCUGCUUAAUAAUGCAUGGAUGCAUUUAAUCCCCUCUGUCACAUGGAAUGCUUAGGAUAUGUGAAUCUCUGACAGAUUUCCUGUAGCUGGUCCUUAUCAGACUGUUCACAUGUUUGUACAGAACACUUUCUGAAUGUAUGUUGAUUCACAUUUUGAGAAUGUGUAAUUGUGAAAUUUGCUGACGAGAGCUUAUGAUACAUGCCAUCUGCUGUCGUGAACAGUGACAUCCAUAAGUGUCAUGUAAAUAAAUCAGUAAUUAUGGCUUUUUAGCAUGUACAACUUCUUUGUAUGGUAAUCUGAUAUUUUUUAAAGAGAUCUGGGCAUUUAUAGGGUCUUCUAACUCAAAUUACGUCCUCUAUUUCCAUAAAAUUGUUUAGGGCUUUUGCAUGUGGCCGUGGUACAUAAGGGCAGCCAAUUAGCACCUCUUGAAGGGCUGACAAUGGUUUGCACAUCAUUCACAUCACGAGAGAGGCAGAUCGAGAGGGGAGAAGAGGCUUUUGCUUUGAUCUCGUCACUCCUCGCUGAAAUCCGGAGUCCCGCGGUUGUCAUCAGAGUACAUGCACCAUUUUGUGCCAAGAUAAAUAGUGCAUCACAUCAUCAAAGGAGCUCUUUAUAAUGCUUUUUCAUUUAGCAACUAUGUAUGCUUUUUAAAAAGACAAGAAAACAAUACUAAGAUAAUAGUACAUUUUCAUUUUAAUAAUAUAAAUAUUAAAUCAACUUAAUGCUGUCUAUCAGGGCUGUUUUUUCAGAUGAGGUCGUUAGCUUGUCUUAUCUUCAUAAUGUGUUUGUGCUAGUAAUAAAAGCUGGAUUCUCAUGUUUC